Xylaria bambusicola is the source of this 1035-nucleotide messenger RNA. RefSeq lists its product as uncharacterized. The transcript has a single exon. The coding region runs from base 308 to 994 and encodes 228 amino acids. The record is from RefSeq and is a predicted model, not a curated record. Gene Ontology annotation, molecular function: GTP binding. NCBI's taxonomy places the organism in Eukaryota, Fungi, Ascomycota, Sordariomycetes, Xylariales, Xylariaceae.
CUACGUUUUCGGUCCCGAGCGCUUUUUUGAUCGCGAAGGUAGCACAGUAAUUAGCUACAAAGGUCUCGUUGGGGGCUAAACGCUCUCCCCGGUGUUUCUAUUCUCACUAGAGGGGCUAUCCCUAGGGCUUACUUGAGCCUAGGACUUCUUCAAGCUCAUCGCUCUAAUCCGUGCAGACGGCUGUGUCAGAUCGAAUAUAUGUAUCAUGCGUCCAUCAAUUGUGAGCACUCCAAACCUAUGAUGUACCCCUCAAUCCUCCCUCCAUUCUACAUUAACAGCGCUUCCCCUAUACCAUCUUACAUUUGUCAUGGCUUCAAGCUGCGAAGUCUGUCAAGGUGAGGAUGGGCUGGACUUCUGCACCGGGUGUAAUGACUACUACUGCAAUAAUUGCUGGGGAAAGCGCCGGGCACACCGAGAUGGAAAGCAGCUUGGACCAGGAGGCAUACCUCACGAGCGCGUGAAUCCUGAGAUCGUCAAACGGGUUGAUGCGUGUGUGACAGGGCCAGUAAAUGAGCAAGAGGAGAGAGAACAGCAUGAGGAUGAUCAAGACACAACCUGGUUUGGUCUUGACAGAGACUCAGGCGGCGACCCUGUACUAUCUGAGUACAGACGCUAUGCUUCAAUCAUGAUGACUAGUACCACAGAGAGGUCAACUAUCCAAUACCCGGGACUUGUUUCCUUCGUGGGGCAGACAAAUGCUGGGAAAAGCACUCUUAUUCGCUUGUUGAUUAACCGAGCAAGGCGCCAGGAAAACCUAGCCGGGCUCGCUGCGCCUGUGGUAGGCCGUGGUGAUAGCGAGUUGCCCACCUCCGCUGAUGUACAUUUAUACGCAGAUCCGGAAACAUUCUCGGCUGACCAGCCUAUUCUUUUUGCUGACUGUGAGGGAUUUGAAGGGGGUGAGCGCGAUCCGGUCGCGUCUAGCAGCAGUGAUGUUAAAAGCCAACAAGCUCAGCGCAUCCAACGAAAGGCUCUCCUGUCAAUAAGUGUGGAGUAAGGUACACUCUAACCUCUAACUAUAAGUAUCACCGAUAUUCC